This is a messenger RNA of Lymnaea stagnalis (great pond snail), 26675 nucleotides long. The record is from the annotation of a GenBank genome assembly. NCBI's taxonomy places the organism in Eukaryota, Metazoa, Mollusca, Gastropoda, Lymnaeidae.
GCUGCUGUGGGAGUAAGUAGUUUGGUGGGACACGGAGUGCACAUCGGAUUGGUUGUGGUUUCCGAUCUCGUAAGUGUGGCCUCAUUUUGGAUGGAUGCUCUUUGCAUGUUAAUCUAAAAUACCCAAACCCAAGAUCGUAUGUUAAACACACAUUCAGGUCAGUUUAGAUUAUAAGCAAUGUUUUGGUGUUUUCUCAAACGGUGAUGCUCCACGGGUCUGGUUAAUGCUAAUACGAUAUACUUUAGUGUAAAAAUUACGUGAUAAUGCAUUUCCAUGUGUAAUUAACAUUGCAUCCGACAAGUCUUUGAAUCUGUUAGAUUAAAUUUAACUUUGGUAAACAAUUUGAGUAAAGACUUUUCUCAUGCUUGGAUAUCGGUUAGAGUAGAACAUCCGGUGUAGUCUUUUAGAAUGCAUGUAUGUAACAUGUAUGACAGGGGAGCUAUGUAAACAAUAUGCAUACCGUAUUUUCCGGCGUAUAAGACGAAUUUUUAACCCAUGAAAAUCUUUGAAAAGUCGGAUGCCGUCUUAUACACCGGGUGUCGCCUUAUACGCCGUGGGGUCGUCUUAUACCCCGGGGGUCGUCUUAUAUCCCGGGGGUCGUCUUAUACCCCGGGGGUCGUCUUAUACGCCGGGGGUCGUCUUAUACCCCGGGGGUCGUCUUAUAAGCCGGGGGUCGUCUUAUACGCCGAGGGUCGUCUUAUACGCCGGGGGUCGUCUUAUACGCCGAGGGUCGUCUUAUACGCCGGGGGUAGGUCGUCUUAUACGCCGGGGGUCGUCUUAUACGCCGGGGGUCGUCUUAUACGCCGGGGGUCGUCUUAUACGCCGGGGGUCGUCUUAUAAGCUGGUAUAAUGCGUUCGGAAACUUCAGGGACAGGCGCCUCUCUAGUUCCAGGUUGGUUGACAGCUUAGAAAACCAACAGCAUGGCAGCCCCCGUGGGGUUUAUUGUCGUAUCCUUCCUUUCAGCUUUAGAGUGAACUAGGAAAAGUUUAAUCAAUUCUUCAGUUUUAUGUUUGGGGGUCAAACAGCCUUAUAUUUAUAAGGCAAAGUUUUCCUGCUCAGUACCUGAAUGUCAUAAGCAUUUGAAUUAAUAUUACUAUAAUGAAAAUAAAUUUGUAUUUUAUUUUUAUUUGAUGUGCGUUUGAAGAGGGCUAGUCAUGUAGGGCGAGUACAGCCCGAACCCUAUAUUUUAACAGGAAAAGUAAGGGGUAGACUUAUAGGGCGAGUAUAGCCCAAACCCUAUAUUAAAAGGGAAAGGUGGUGGUCGUCUUAUAGGACCAGUCGCCUUAUACACCGAGAAAUACCGGAAAAUACGGUAGAUAUUUGCAUAUACCAGCACCAUGCUCAGUUCAAUUUUGGUGGAAAUAAAAAAUUAUACAGUGCAACAAGUUAUGUUUAGAUUUAAAAAAGAACAGACAGAACAUUUGAAAAUUUUUUUUUUUUUUGUUUUGGUUUAAGUGGGGUCGGGGAGGGAGAUAGUUUCUUUCGCUAUUUUCUUUGAACAUUUCUAUUUUAUUGUAAGUUAUUACUCUUACGUCCAUGGCGACGAAUAAACGCUCUCAAAAUAUCUGGCCAAAUCGCAGUCCUUUUAUGAUGAACAUCUCAAUUGAAUAAUAGAAGGCAAAAGAAGAUUUGAUAUUUUUUUAGCUUCGUGACAUCAUGUUAUUGUUUUUUUUUUUCUUGUUGUUGUUGGUCCACCAAUAUGUUAAUAUCGACCAGGACCUUCAAGUCAUCCGAUUGGAGUGGGGGGAGGGGGGUCACAUUGAGUUCAUAGGUGGCUUGUUAGACCAUGACAUCUUGUUAUUGUUGUUUGUUUUGUUGUUCGUCCGGUCAGUAUCGACUUUGACCUUCAAGUCAUCCGAAUGGGGUGGGGUGGGGGGGGGUGUCACAGUGAGUUCGGAGAUGGCCUGCUGGUCAAUGACAUCUUGUUAUUGUUCGUUUUGUUGUGCGUCCGGUCAAUAUCGACUAGGACCACCAAGUCAUCCGAUUGGGGUUGGGGGAGGGGGUCACAGUGAGUUCGUAGGUCGCUUGCUAGACCCUGACAUGUUGUUAUUGUUCGUUUUGUUGUUCGUCCGGUCAAUAUUGACUAGGACCAUCAAGUCAUACGAUUGGGGUGGGGGGAGGGGGUCACAGUGAGUUCGUAGGUGGCUUGCUGGUCAAUGACAUCCAAACAUUUAGUCCAGAUAUUAAUGAUUUCUAAUUGAUCCGCAAAUGACAAUUAUGAGAGAUUUCCCGAUUGUAAUCCAUAAAUGACCUCCUAUAUCCAAGCCUGACCCACAAAGGGUCUCUUUCAUUUAUAAACAGCUAACUUUAAACAAACAAACAUUAUACUACUUUAACGAGAGAUUUAAUGGGAAUGACGUUAUUACUGUCAGCACACAUUGAGUUGUUACUGCUGUCAGUACACUUUGAGCUGUUACUGCUGUCAGCACACGUUGAGUUUUUUAUGCUGUCAGCACUCAUGAAGUUAUUACUGCUGUCAGCACACAUUGAGUUGUUACUGCUGUCAGCACACAUUGAGUUGAAACUGCUGUCAGCACACAUUGAGACAUUGCUGCUGUCAGCACUCAUUGAGUUGUUACUGCUGUCAGCACACAUUGAGUUGUUACUGAUGUCAGCACACAUUGAGUUGUUACUGCUGUCAGUACACGUUGAGUUGUUACUGCUGUCAGCACACGUUGAGUUUUUUAUGCUGUCAGCACUCAUGGAGUUAUUACUGCUGACAGCACAUAUUGAGUUGUUACUGCUGUCAGCAAAUGUUUAUUUGUUACUCCUGUCAACACACAUUAGUUAUUCAAGUAAACUAUGAUCAAUAACUCUGACUCUCCCUGUCUUUACUUUGAUAUCCUAUGAGUUUGUCACUUGUUAUGGUUCAGCUUAACUUCUAUAAUCUAAACAUAACCGAUCAGUUUUUCAUAAUCGAACAUUUGAUUACAUCACAUAUUUAGCUUUUAACAAACACGAUAAAGAUAUAAUGAAUUUGGAUUAAUACCAGGGCCCUGACACUGUUAAUUUCUGUCAGGUGAAGACAAGCUAUUCAAUGGCUUUCAAAGGGCAAAGCAAAUGUUUCCGCUAUUUAGAGCGAUGCACAUGGCGUUCAAAUGUAGUUACAUUUAGUUUCACAUCUCGAUGCACAGAGUACAAAGCUCCUUACCAUAAUUAUUUACGUGAAGUGGUUUUCCAAUGUCAGCCUUGUGAUUAAACUUUUUUUAAAUUUUGAAAAGCAUAGAAACGUUUUGUUGACGUAAGGAUUUUGAUCACUCAAAUAUGGAAAACAUACUCGGGCACUCUGAGAUAACACAUCUGGGGCAUUUUUUUGGAUAAAACACAUGCGGAAUUCUUUGAUUAAACAUCAGGGGCAUUCUUAAAUAAAACAUCUAGAACUUUUUUGGAUGAAACAUGUGGUGCAUUCUUGGAUGAAACAUAUGGAACAUUCUUGGAUGAAACAUAUGGAACAUUCUUGGAUGAACCAUAUGGAACAUUCUUGGAUGAAACAUAUGGAACAUUCUUGGAUGAAACCUUUGAGCAUUCUUGGAUAAAACAUUUGGAGCAUUCUUGGAUGAAACAUGGUGCAUUCCUGGAUAAAAAAUCUAAAGCCUUAUUGGACAAAACAUCUGGAACUUUCUUGGAUAAAACAUCUGGAGCAAUCUUGGAUAAAACAUCUGAAGAAUGUAAAUCUGGAGGACUAAGGAAUGUAAAUCGGGAGGACUGAAGAAUGUAAAUUUGUAGGACUCUAGAAUGUAAAUUUGUAGGACUGUAGAAUGUAAAUCUGGAGGACCUCAGACUGUAAAUUGCGAAGACUCUAGACUGUAAUUCCUGACAACUGUUGGAUUUCCAUUUGGAAUACUACUUGGGGGGUACAUCUAAAAUAAUGCUGAAUGCAAAUCUGACGCAAAUGUAUGGGCAGAGUCCCCCAUGUCACUUUCUGGUUUUUUGUGCCCUUUUCAGUAAACCAAAUUGAUAGACUAUCUUUCUUCAUCACAAUUUCGGAUUUCUUAUAAAUAUGCAAAGGGCCAAUGCAACGCCGGUGUAAUAGUUUGGGGCAAUUUAGUUUUCCAUGUGGUGCUACGCUGUACGUUAGUUUGAGAAUGGCUCAUUUUUCUCCAAUAGAUUUAAAAUUAAUUAACAUUCUUUCGAUAAUAAAUCGGUAAGAAACCAGAGCUGUUUCUUUUUAAAAAAGGGGCAAACAUUCAAUAGCACUGGUUAUGUCCAACUUAAAUUCUAUUCUGAAAGUCCAUCUGAGUGAAGAGAGUUAAGGAGCCAUUGCUAUCGUAGUCUAUUUAUAAACGUUGACAGUCAUCUGCAGCUGUUUCAUAGUCGCCAUAACGUACAGCUGGUGUCUUCCCAGCACUGUGUCCAUACAGCCUUGUGUGUGGCAUGAAAUACAGAUUGGCUGGUUAUACCUAACAUUGUUAGCGAUAGAUUGAGGCUAAGUCAGGCGUGCUGAUGGCAGUAAGAUGAAUGUCAUUUAGGCAUGAAUGCCUAUUGAUGGACGUUAGAGAAAUUGUAAAAAGCACAAUUUAUUGUUACUAGAUAAAAUUAAGGAGACUCCAUACUUUUUUAUAAAUGGUUUUCUCUAACAAUAUCCUUGUAAACAUUUUAUUUAUUGGCUUAAUUAUUACCUAUAUUUAAGAAAAAGAGAUGAUGUUUUUUUAUUAUUGUACAUCAGAUGCAGAAUUUUUCAUGUUAUCUUUAUUUUAUUAUUUGUGACAAGGGUUCUCAACCUUUUUUUUAUAUACAUAUUCUUGCAUUAUGAAAUGUUUGACUGAUUUCAGGGCAAUGGAAAUUCCACAAGACGUAUAUUAUUAUAUUUACCAAAAAAAAAAAAAAAAGAAUGAAUUCUAAAAAUUUAAUGUUGAUGCAAUUUAUCCGAACCAGUUUAAGACCUACAACUUUAGAUUAAAUCUUUAUGUCAGGGGCAUCACCUGAUGCACGAGGUUAUUGAUAAGUUUUCUCUCUAAAUUUUGUGUUUUGUAAUCCAAGAGUUUAUUAUUGGUGGUAGGGUCUAUCAACAGACUCGUGGUAGGGUCUAUCAACAGACUCGUGGUAGGGUCUAUCAACAGACUCGUGGUAGGGUCUAUCAACAGACUCGUGGGUGGGAUUUAUCAACAGACUCGUGGUAGGGUCUAUCAACAGACUCGUGGUAGGGAUUUAUCAACAGACUCGUGGUAGGGUCUGUCAACAGACUCGUGGUAGGGUCUAUCAACAGACUCGUGGUAGGGAUUUAUCAACAGACUCGUGGUAGGGUCUAUCAACAGAAUUGUGGUAGGGUCUGUCAACAGACUCGUGGUAGGAUCUAUCAACAGACUCGUGGUAGGGUCUAUCAACAGUCUCGUGGUAGGGUCUAUCAACAGACUCGUGGUAGGGUCUAUCAACAGACUCGUGGUAGGGUCUAUCAACAGAAUCGUGGAAGGGUCUAUCAACAGACUCGUGGUAGGGUCUAUCAACAGACUUGUGGAAGGGUCUAUCAACAGACUCGUGGUAGGGUCUAUCAACAGACUUGUGGAAGGGUCUAUCAACAGACUUGUGGAAGGGUCUAUCAACAGACUUGUGUUGAAAAUUCGAUAAAAUAAUUGUGGUCUUGGUAAGUGUUGCCACCUGGUUAAACAAUAUAUCUGAUAAGAGAUUGGAGAGAUCGCUCAAAAUCUUUCUUUUAACCAUUGUAUGAGUUGUGGAAAAUUUUGAGAUAUCUUGGGAAAUCGGGGCAUGAGAUGGUUGGGGGAUGUCUGGGGAUAAGCGAGUUAGGGAUAUCUGGGGAUAAAGGUGUUAGGGAUAUCCGGGCAUAAUUUCUCUCAUUACUUUUGGUGAAUAACAAAUUAAAUUAAUUUGACAUAUUUAAACUACCACUGCUCCAUUUAGCUGAAAAGAAACAACAAAUUACAUUAAUUUAACAUAUUUAAACUGCUACUGCUCCCUUUAAUUGAAAAAACAAACAAAUGACAUUAAUUUGAGAUACAGUUAACUGUACAAAGUAAACGUCAAAUCCCGUCUUGCCACAGAGCCGAUGUCUUUACAUAUCUAUGCCGCAUUUAUUCACGUGACACACCAUAGCAAGAACUUAUGGAGAAAAUAAUAAAAAUUGUUUUUAAAUACCGGUACUUUACGACCACCAUUUGACAUUUUAUAAAGCAUAAACAUGUUAUCCAACCGUUUUUUUUUGAGUUAGUUUUUUUUUUCUUUUUUUUUUUUUUGUUUUUAAAUAAAAAAGAAAUAAAAAGAAAAGUUCUUUAACCCGUGGUUCACACAAUGAUACAGCUCCUGCGUAAUCGAUUCGCUCAACACUGAACAUCUGGUCAGAAGGACCGUAUGACUAACCCGGUUGACACGAGCUAAGCCUUGCUUGAGUUGUACAAUUGAUUGCUGGAGAUAGGGAUGUAAAUAAGACACGGUGGUUUUGUUAUGGACCAUUACACUGCAAGCGUACAUCUUAAAAAAUUAUAUUAUCCUCGCCAUCCUCUUGGUUCUGUCUUCUAUAGAACACUCACAAUCCACUGGAUUCUGCCACAUAGAGCAUCUCACCAUACACUUGAUUCUGAUUCCUAGAGCAGCUUACAAUCCACUUGAUUCUGCCACUUAGCGCAGUUCAACAUCCACAUGACUCUGCUAUCUAUAACAAAUCACAAUCAACCUGACUCUCAUACCUUGAACAGCUCACCAUCCAGUUAACUCUGUCAUCUAGGAUAACUCGCAAUCCACUGGACUCUGCCCACCGGAGUAUCUCAACUAUUGUUGCUAUAUUUCCGCUUAGCAGACUUUCACAUAUUCGUAACAUCCAUACCCCCCCCCCCAAACACCUUGUUCCUUGUAAUUAACGUUACAUUGGAGAUGGCGUCGUUGGGUCAUCGAGCGUAAGCUCUCAAUACCCCGCCCCCCGGCACACCCCCACAUGGGCCGACGCCGGGUCUCCCCGCCGACAGACCGUACGGAAGCACGUCGUGAACCUUACCCUUGGCAUUGGGGACGUCCGGUCGACUGAAAACGCUGCGUUUAAAGCGUUCGCGGUCCACUCUCCUAUGGUUUGAGCGGCUUUGCUUCCUCUCCCGGGGAAUGGUGUUGUGUUACCUCCUUCAGCCGUCCAGGGAGUUUUCCGGUUGGAACGUAAGCGGGGACGAAACGGUCGCCUAGGUGCGACUUUCUCAGGGCCGCGUAGCUAAAAUUAUCGGCAAGAGUUUUGUCCGUCACCCAGGCCUCAAUAACGGCAACAAGUAAACAUGCUAUUGCGUUCCCCCCGUUGCGUUGGGAGUCAUGCAGUGGCCUGGUUUUUUAGUUUUGGGAGGAAACCUCCCCACUAGUCUGCCACGCCACGAAAAGGCAAAAUUCCAUGGGGACGCCCCCAAGUUUCAUCGGAGACGCUCCGCUUCCACGGACAGCCUUGUAAUUAACAAAAAUGCUUCAAUAAAUUCAUCACGUUCAAUUUUUAACAUUGUGUUAGCCCCCCUCCACCCCCCCCCCUUCUCCCUUUCCCAUUAUGGAGACUAGAGUCUUGUAUGGUAUCUACAUUAGAAACACAUUUUAAAAAAAAUUAAAAUCAAAUACCAUAGCAUACAAAAUUAACUUCAUAAAUAAAUAAUAAAAUUAUGAUGAGAAUCACUAUUCUAGAGAACAAAGCAAGUCACGACCUCCCUUCAGCUGGCGAUCAAGCCAACCAGGAAUUACAAAAAAAAUCCAACUCAAAAUACACAUAAAUGUUUUCAACCAAAAAAGAAAUGUACUGAAAAAAGCAGCCAACCCAAUAAUACUUCUAUGUAUAAAUGCCAGCCUUUCCAUGUCGAGAACUUUCAUCAAGUCAAUACAUUUUGGUCAAACUAUCAAAACACACAAUUGUCUACGUCACUAACACUACCAUUUGGCGCUCAUUUCACGAAAAAAAAAAUUCCCAAAUAGUUCGCUAAAUGUGAUUGUUAAAAAAAAAAUACCUCAGUUGCGUUUGUUGUAUUGUAUUUUCUUUUGUCUUACGGACAUCGUCUCAGUUUAAAUACGGUGUCGUAAGUCCUCGGUGUGAAAGGGGUUGGUACAUUAGAAUAUUUAAAAUAGUUCAGGGGCGCGAGAAAAUGUGUGCUGUUGCGAACCUGGGGGGGGGGGGGGGGGGGGGGGGGGGGCUAAUUCGGAUUCUCAUAAAGUGCGUUACUUGAGUGCAUGUUUUGUGACAUACCAUUAGUCAAUGGGAACUUCACGGAUUUACGCCGCAAUUGUGUUGUUUGUUGGUGUUUUUUUAAAUUUUCCUUUAAAAAUUGUAAUCUAAUUUUUAAAAAAAAAAUUGUAAAAAAAUGAUCUGCUUUUUAAAAUAAUGUAUAACGUAUUGACGGCAUGCAGUUUCCAAAAUAAUAGAAGAUCCCUUAGUGCUUGAUAAACAGGAAAUCAGUGCAUGAAUAUUUAACCGAGAUUUCCAUUGGCUUUUUAGGUUCAAAUAUCAAAACAAAUUGAAGGCAAUUUUUACACCUGAUGGAACUUGUUAGACUACACGUGUUACGCGUACCAUUGUUUGAGAGGCAUUCGGUUAGAUGGGGAAAGUUUAUCAUUUUUUACUGUAAAACGAAAGUGUGUUUAGUCAUAAGAGGCGGGUCUGUUAUUGAUUUGUAUUGUAAUCAUUGGGGUAACAUCUGGCCUGACAUUCAUUUGAUAAUGACGUUACCUUUGUUAACAUUAGCAUGUUACAAAUGGUCCACCGUAUUAAUGGGAAUCACACGUACCUUGGAUUAGUUACAGCAAUGUUAGCUGUAGGCUCAUAUCAAGAACUGUUGUAAAAAAAAAUAUUGAGAAACAUAGCCAAUGAAAUUGAAGUAGAAUUUCAUCAGAAAAGUUUAAAGGUUGCCUUAAGUGUUGUGUUUUAUUUGAUGAGUUAAAGUACUUGGACACUAACUGUUAUUUUAAGUACUAGUUCCUCUUAAGUUGUUGUUGUUUUUUCCCACAUAGACACAAUGUUAGAUAAAGAUUGGGAAGGCGAAUCAUAAUCGCCACUACCACUAUCGUGUUCUUGACAUAAAGUAGCAUCGCAACAAUACAAAGUAUGAAGGUAGUAAACUUUUCCGCAUCUUGCUUUGUGGUAACAUAUGCCCUAAAUGAACAUUGCACCAAUGGAAAAAGGGGGGGGGGGUGGUUGAAGUUUAAACCGUUCGAUUAAAUCAAUACCAUUGAGCUCAGGGCAAGAAAGACACUCGCAAUAACAACGGGUACUAAAUUGCUAGUUGUAAAUGUAAACAGUGUCUGAGAAAACGCCGUUACAACAGUGUGUUGAGUGUGAGUUGUGUCGAAUCCAGUGCUAAAAGACUUGUGCAGCGUUUGAAUAACUCUAACAAUGUGUUUCUGCUGCGGUCCAUCUGGUAAAGAGAUAUAAUUAUUAGCAAUAAAAUUUGAAACGCUUGUUUGAAGAAGUGGUAUAAUAACUUAAAAGUCUUGAUUUGAAAAAAAAGUAUGUUCUUACCUCUUAAAGAUGUGGAGCAUGAUAGUUCGUUUUUAAGAAAGACUGGUGCCUAGUGGUAAAUGUGUGUGAGAGAUGGAUUCUAUUGAUACAAUUAAACGUGUUUUUAAUACAUGUUUAAAGAGAACAUCUACGGACUGAGUGUGCUCCGGAUAACUAACUGUUUCCAUUCCUAUACAUUACACAUUGAAAUCGUGUUAGCUCUUACCUUAGUCAAGAUAACAUAUAACAAUUUAGUGUAUUUUAUAAAUGGGUUGGACAAACAUUUUAAUAAUGGCUAAAACUCUAAUUCGGUAGCAUGCAACUCAUACCAGUAAUGUAACUCAUACCAGCAAUGUAACUCAUACCAGUAAUGUAACUCAUACCAGCAAUGUAACUCAUACCAGUAAUGCAACCCAUACCAGCAAUGUAACUCAUACCAGUCAUGCAACUCAUACCAGUAAUGUAACUCAUACCAGUAAUGCAACUCAUACCAGAAAUGCAUCUCAUACCAGUAAUGCAACUCAUACAAGUAAUGUAACUCAUACCAGUAAUGUAACUCAUACCAGUAAUGCAACUCAUACCAGUAAUGCAACUCAUACCAGUAAUGUAACUCAUACCAGCAAUGUAACUCAUACCAGUAAUGUAACUCAUACCAGUAAUGUAACUCAUACAAGUAAUGUAUCUCAUACCAAUAAUGUAACUCAUACCAGUAAUGUAACUCAUACAAGAAAUGCAACUCAUACCAAUAAUUUAACUCAUACUACCAUUGCAACUCUACCAACAUAACCAAAAUUGAUUCGCCUCCCCCCCCCAAAAAAAAACAGUAGAAUUUCCCUUUGAUUAACUCAUUAAUGUAAUUAAUGGUUGGCUAAAAAAAUGUAAGACAGAAUGACGAUUCAAUUUACAUUUUAAUGUUAUUUAUUUUAGCAAGUUUAAUAGCACGCCACUCUGUAGCACGCCAGUCUAUCUCUAGCGUGCCAGUCUGUCUGUAGCCCGCCAGUCUAUGUGUAGCCCGCCAGUCUAUGUCAUAUUUUGAAAAGAAAACACAAUGUAUUAAAAUUAAUAUGGUUUAACAAGUUAUUUUUUUUUAGCUCAGUCCCGUGAACAUAUUUCUGUGCAUCAUAGUUUUAUUUGAAACGAAACAAUCUUGUGAGCACGUUGUCAAUGUAAAUCGAUGGCCGAGUUCGAUGAUUUCUGUUUUGGACGACAAACCCGACAAAAGGACGGGUAAGUGAAGUCACAGGGGAAAUAACCUGUCCCCAAUUCUCCGCUGUGAAAAGAAUACAACUCAGAACAUACAAAACUGGGGGAGACAAUCUGGCAGGCCAUCUGUAAUGAGAUUUAUUUUUAAAAAAUUGGAAAUAUUAAUUUCAAGAAGAAAAGCUUUAUUUUUUUUUUACUUUUGUUUUUGUUAUUUGGGAGAAUUGUUAUAUACAGCAAGUAUUCGAAUAUACUGAGAUUCGAGGGAUUAGGCCCUGCUACUGAGCAAUGCUGACAUUCCCAAGCUUGAGCCCUACUAAUAGUACUACUGUGUGAUACUUACUUUUAGAGUCAGUGGAAAGUAUUCUCAGAUAGAGAGUAGGUUCAGAUAGAGACUUGGCUCAGAUAAUCACUAGGUUAAGAUAGAGUGUAGGUUCAGAUAGAAAGUAGGUUCAGAUAGAGACUUGGCUCAGAUAGGGACUAGGUUCAGAUAGAGAGUAUAGGUUCACGAAGAGAGCAGAUAGAGACUAGGUUUAGAUGGAGAGUAGAUUCACGAAGAGAGCAGAUAGAGACUAGGUUUAGAUGGAGAGUAGAUUCACAUAAAGGGUAGGCUCAGAUAAACUAGGUUUGGAUAGACAGUAGGUUCAGAUAGAGACUAGGUUAAGAUAGACAGUAGGUUCAGAUAGAGACUAGGUUAAGCUAGAGUAGGUUCAGAAAGAGAUUUGGCUCAGAUAGAGACUAUAGAGAGGUUGAGAUUGAGAGUAGGUUCACAUAGAGAGCAGAUAGAGACUAGGUUUAGGUAGAGAGUAGGUUCACAUAAAGCUUAGGCUCAGAUAGACUAGGUUCAGACAUAAAAUAGGUUCAAAUCGAGACUAGGUUCAGAUAGAGAAUAGAAUCAGACAGAGAGUUGGUUCAGAUAGACAGAAGGUCCAGAUAGAGAGCAGGUUAAGAUAGACAGUAGGUUCGGAUUCUAAAUACACAACGAAUCUAAUUCACUACACGAUAGAUGUUAAAUACGAAAUUAACUUACUUUUACAAAGUAUCGCCUGCAAUCCAUAUUUAAGAAAUAAGACAUAGAGAAUAAUGCUGUAUUAUACGAAAAAAGGCUUAUCACAUACGGGGGGGGGGGGGGGGGGGGGGGGGUUGGAUCAAUACAUUUGAUGAUACAAAACGUAAUGAUCUACAUUAAUGUAAAAUAGUGCGGCCUGGUUUUGAACAAAUCAACGAAUUAUUUGAAAGUGGGAAGAAAUGAAUUUUAAAACGUUAAGUUCUAGGCAAAAAUAAACAAACACCACAGUAGUUUAUUAUUGAAAAAAGAAAUAUUUGCAAUGUUUACAGUAUUAACCAGGUGUUAAUUUUAAUGACAAGUGUAAGUACAUGCCGCCCUUAAAGGAUUUACUCGCUAUCAAAAUGUGAUAUUUAUAUAUGAUAUAUAUUAUAAAAAAAAAACAACUGAUAUUGCAAAUAAACGUUCAACUUUAAUGGAGAUAGCAUUACACGGCAAAGCGGUUUCAUACAUAAAUAUCUACGGAAGCUGCUAUAAAUUAUAAUGAAACCCAUCAUGUUAGUUGUUAAUUUUUUAUUAGUCCAAAUUCAAUAAGAUAGCAUGGUACAUUGUAUAUGUUGUUGCUAAUGGUGCAAACAUUGCAUGGGCAAAACUAUUGCACGAAGUCUCGCUUUAUUGCUGACAUCUAAAAGGUUCGACAAUCUGAUGUUUUAUCGAACUCCUAACUUUGUCUUCCAUAUUGACACCUAGCUUUGUCUUACAAAUUGUCUCCUAGCUUUGUCUUAGAUAUUUAACUCCUAACUUUGUUUUCCAUAUGGACUCCUCAGACUUGUAGCAUGGCGCCGCCUAUAGAUUAAUUUCGGUUACUACGUUACCAUGUCAGACAGCCCGGCCAUUGAUCUGGACGAAUGGGACAAGUUGAUGAUAGUUAUAGCGUCUGCCUUGUUCCUACUCCUUGUCCUCAUUAUUGUCGCUUGCGCUGUGAACCCCCUCUGCUGGUUAAACAAGUUCUGCCCCUGCAAGUACAACAGCAAUGGUAAGUACUCAAAGAUUUAUUGAUACAUUUCAUUUUUUUUUUUACAUUAAAAUCGUGUCCAAGCCAUCGAAAAAUCUUAAUAAACACUGCUAAUUUUUUUUUCCUGGAUCAUACAAAGCACCUCAGUAAAUGGCUGAUUGUAAGACCCUAUUGACAGACCUGUCCGAUUGUUCGGACUGACCCCAGCUAUUAACUUUUACUUGUUGAGUUUUCUUUGUUUCGAUGUUGUACUGAGAAACAUAAUUGAAAAUUAUCAGUUAUAAAAAAUUGUCAUUGUUCACAUCAAAGCUAUUUCAUUAGCCAACUCUUUGAUACAUAUAACGCUAAGAUUCAAUGCUAUAUAAAACUCCCACCUUGCUCAAAGCACCAUUUUUCUUCCUUUCCACCCCCUCUUCCACAACCCAUAUACAGCGCUUUCCACCACCUAUAUACCGACUCUUCCAUCACCAAUAAAUCGACAAAUCCAUCACGGUAUACCCCAUCUGCAUCACAUAUAUACCAUCCAAUGUUCCCUUUAAGCUGCGCGGCUGCGCGGCCGCGCAUCUCACUUACAGACGCCGCGCAGCAGUUUUGAGUAUCCGGGCAGCAAAUUUCCCCGUAAGUGUGUGUUUGUGGGCUGUAACAUUUUGCACACACAAAAUCUGAUGCUGUAAAACUUUGCACACAACUGUAUAAUUAUGCACACAAACCUUAGAGGGAACAUUGAAUCAUCUAUUCCACCAUUCAUUAACUCCCUCCUCCUACAACCUUUUUCCACAACAAAAAACUACAAAGUUACAUUUCAAAUAUCUGUGAAUGGAAAACAACAACAUGAAAUACCUCGUAAGAGACCUCGUAAAGUUUCCUGCAAUUAUUGUCCCAAUUACCCCAGGCACGUGACCGCUGUGUUAAACUGUAGUAGUGACAUGAUUUAGAUGCCACCCGCGCUACGUCGACACGUGGUUCAUGUCGCCUGAUGCCCUGGUUGGCACGUGUUGCUCUCCUGCGUGUUGAUGCAUACUCUGCAAUAAAUACAUUUUCAAAAAGCAAAAGGGGCCAUUCAUAAAUUAUGUCUAUAAUUUUAAGGCAAGUUUAAGCCCCCCUCCCUCCCACACCUUUUGCCUUUUUGACCACAACAUUCAAUCUUUCAUUGACCUGACUACCCUUCCCAAAUUGAUUAUAUCAACAUUGACUUCCACUAAAAAUUAAAAUGAAAAAUAAAUAAAUAUUUAUGUUUUUACAGGAACAAUGAAGAAAUCGGCCAGGAACAACAUAUUUAUUACAUUUUUAAAAUCUCCUUUGACUGGAUUCAAUUUUUUUAUUGUAGAAUUUAUUAGAGAAUUGUUAAAUUAGAAAUAUUAUAUUUAGUAAAAUUAUUGCUUCUUUACUUUUCAAAAUGUUCCUUCCUUUCUUUUUUGUUUUGUUUUUUGCAACAGUGCAUAGCAGCUAAUUUUAUCAUUAUCACCAUGAAAUUGACAUUAUGGAACUGGCUGUCAUCAUGAUAUCUCCCUCGUCUAGUCUAACCAUUCAAUGCUUAAGAUAUCAGUACUUUGUCUUUGUUUAAUUAUUGCCAUCCCCUAUCAGAGCCUUUCGGCCACCACUCGUGUGUCCCAAUCAUUAGUUUUUAGCAGCAGGUUGUAAUUUCUACUCAUCGACGGUUUAAUCUUGAAAUUAUACCAAUUUUUAUACCCAUCAAAACUAACAAAACAAAUUAUUAGAAUUAACAUAAUUGAAUUAAUGAUUGAUGUAUAUGAAUAAUUAUUUCACCGAAAUAUAAUCAAGCUUUUCCAACCUUCCGGCCCUUUGCUGUUGAUGUCAUUUAUGGACGGCACAUGCAAGGGGCUUAUAACAAUUACCUAAAAAAAAAACCAAAAAAAACAACAACACUUUUUCAAGUGUAGACGCAUUUUUCUUAAAGAGUAUAUUUUUUACUCUUGUUUUUAUAUUACGUAUUUAUUUUUCCCCUGUAAUUUCAAGUAUUAAUUUUUUUUAACGCAAUAUUUCAUGGCAGCUUUCCAACGAACAAAGUCUUAUAUCUUUACGUCCUUUAGAGAAAAUGUCGCUCCAACCCGUUUAUGGCUCCAUGUAUGACCCUGGAGUGCCACCUGGUCGGAAAGGUCAUUGCGUGAAAGGUCAAGGUCCUCUCUGGCAUCCGAUGGUCCCAUUAAAAGAGUCGGAACUUUCCGACUGGUCGGAUAUUAGCAUGCCGGAAAUUAUAGAGAUGAAACAGGUAAACGUGUUGACAUGUUUUUUUAGUUGUAUAAACUGUAUCCAUUGUAUAAACUGUAUCCAUUGUAUAAACAGUGCAGGUGAAUCACAGAGUUUUGAGGUUUAAUGCAAUAUUUUUUUUUACAUAGCUUUUAUGUUACAGGUAUAUUAGUGUGUUAGACAGAGGUUUAAUAUUAUUGGUAUAUCAUUAUGUUAGACAUACCUAUGAUAUUAAAGGUGUAUCGGUGUGUUAGACAAAGGUUUAAUAAUAUUUGCGUAUCAGUGUGCUAAUAACAAUAGACCAACAUCAGUGUUUUUUUUAAUAUUGCCAUUAUGUCACAAUGUGUAACUAUAUUUUAGGCAUGGUAGUUAGGGUUAGGGUUAGGGUUAGGGUUAAAACGAUUGAAUUUUGAAUCUAAAUUACGUAAAAGGUAUAAAAUCGUGGAUUUAUCUGGGAUCUAUUUAGACAUUUUAAAGUUGUAAACGAAUUCUCAAGCAUGCGAUGUCAAUAACAUUUGAUAUCUAUUUUUAUGUUUAAGCUAAGAAAAAAAAAAAGUACAUUUCUUUUGUAAAGCUAUUCAUCUAUAAACAGUAGGCUUUGUACAGUAGCAUAUUAGGCUUAAGAAGUGUGUCUAAUUUAUGUGAGCAUCUGUGUCAUUGUAAAUAUUUAUUUGGUAAAUUGAUUUAAGGAACAUUUUAAGCUUACAAAAUCAAUGCUUAUUCACGACACACACUGUGACAUGCAUUUGUUUCUGUUUUUAUGUGACCUAUGAAAUGUUCAGGUUUAUUUUCGAUAACAACACUGUUGCUCAAAAUUUACUCUGUGACGCCUUCUGACCUUUAAACAUCAUGUUUCGACAUGGCUUUAAUGCUCCACGUAUAUUAUUGAAUGGUGGCUGGAAAUACAGAUUAUAUGUUUUAAACAACCCAUCAUAGAAUCAAUAUCAAGUCAGGGCUGUUAUAAUGUCAGCUUUGCCUCAAGUUUUGACGUCUUAAUGCCAGCAUGUAGCUUACGGCCGUGUAAAUAGUUCAGUUAAAUGUUUAGUUCACAUGUAGCAAUUAGCUUAUACUAUAGGAGAUCGGAAUGACUACGUCUUGGAAAUGGAUGGUCCAGUGGUAGAUCCUUAAAUAAAAAACAAAGGUGAGGAAGAGUACAUUUGAUUGGUUUGAGUGACAAAAUUCCAUAAUUAAUCACAACCUGAAGCUAAAUAAGUUGUAGUUUUAGGGUUCUGUCAACAAGUGUAUUGGAGUUGGGUGUAAAUUUGACAUGAAGAUAUAACUCUAUUUUAGACAUCUUGCUAUAUGUCAUGUAGUGCUUGGCAUAAAUCAAUGGAUACUUCGAAAUCCAAACAUAAAUGGCAAUAUGUGAAGGAAAUCUACAGAGGUGUAACUCAAACGUUAUGGGAUUCCAGGUUGAAAGGGUGAGGGCUUGACACUGUUUGGUUAUUCAAGUGUUCAUACAUAACCAUCGUCACAAUUUUUGUACAGUACAUAUGGGGGCAGUAUUCAAGCCGUGCAAAGUAAACGAAUAGUAGAUGAAGAUAUGUUUGGUCUUGAAAAAAAAAAAAGACACACGUUUUAAAAGGACGUUUCGACUAAAUGCCUUCUUCGCCAGAUAAAAAAAAAUAUUUUAAAAAAUGUAUAAAUUAAAAACUUAAGUUUUCCCAGUUUAAAAAGUAGCUAUGUGAGUAUCUGUGUAGAAACCUAUGAAGAAUGUAUCUCUUAUUUUUCUUGCGUUUAAUUGUGACGAGAGUUGUUUCCCCUUGACUACACCUCAGUCUUCGAAGUGCCUGUUGGAAUCCAUACCAAUUGCAGGUGGUAACUGCAUGGGUGAUUCAACAGCAACAAAAACAUUGAGGCGCCAUGGCGCUAAAUGGACAACUUUACCACUGUGCAAAUUGUCUUCCUGUGAUGUAUUUAUGUUUCUAUAUCACAAUUUACAGUUAGGCCAAACUGACUUGUGAAUGUGUCAUUUGCUAUAAGGGAAACUAUCUUAAAACCCAGUAGAAAUGACAAAGCACCUGAACAUUAAUAGAUGUUGUUGCAGGUGAUAGUUGUAUGACUCCCCGUUUCAAAAUUAAAAAAAAAAAUCUAUACAAAUGUCGUAAGUAGAAUACAUGUAAAUUGUUGGUAUAAGAAAGUUUUUUUUUCUCCAUUCUAUACGGCAAGGAAUGUAUUAUUGAUUUAUUUAUUUAUUUAGGAAUUUUUAUAUAGCGCUUACCUUACAGCUCUAAGCGCUUUACAAUUAUUAAAAACAUGUAAACUAUUUAAACUGCUACAGUAAAAUAAAAAAUGAAAAAACCAGAGACACUAGAAUAGUAACUACUAUGUUAAAAAUGACUAUAGAAACAGUAGCUUAAACAUUAAAAUGGCUAUAAAAACGAGUUCACUUUGGCACGUUUUGACCUAUAAUACAGGAUCAACCCUAGCCAGAAAAUGAGGCAGGGCGAACAGGGUGCAUCACAGGUCAUAGGCGGAUCUAAACAGAUGGGUUUUAAGGGACUUUUUGUAUUACACUUAGUAUUAGGCACGGUAUGUUUUAAAGUUGUACAUUUAUUUAAAAGAAACUGAUAUAGAGCAGGCCCGCACAGCUCAACAUUUAAGGCGGGCCCUAAUACCUUAUGAAAAACGUGUGCGGUCCAAAGGAAAAUAGGACAAGGGAAAGCUAUGAAAACAAUAAUAAUAAAAAGAAUAUUUCUUUACUUCGCGGGCCCGCAAAGCGGGCGAUGGCGGUCGGGCAGUAUGUUGAGCUGGCCUGCUUUAGCUAACGCUUACCGUCGCUCGGUUGUAAAUGCCUGCGGCUGUUCCAAUAAUGUGUGGGCUUCUUUUGCUCAGGAGGGCAGCGGUCGUCAGAGGAGGAUAUCACGAACUAGUGACUACAGCAGCAGCGCCAGCACCGUGGUGUCCCCUGUCCAGAGCGAGAGCAGACUGGCCUACGGUGUCCUCUACGACAAGGUCAAGGGCAUGCUCAACAUUCGCGUCAUUCAGCUAGGCAACUUUCGGGUCACUGACCCGGACGGCGCCCUGAUGCCUUACGUCAAAGUUCGGGUCUACAGGUCACCGAAACACUUUUUCACCUUCAAGCUCAAGUAAGCUGGGUUACAAUUUAACAUAUAUUUUCAUUUUUACCAUACAGCCAUUUUGUUUGAAAGGUCAAAAGAAGAAAAAAUGGAAUAUAUGUGACGUCAUCCAAGGGUCUUAGCUGUACGGGACGGCAUAAUAUAUAAAUAUUAAAAAAUCAGAAGUUGACUAAAAAUGCCGCCCCUCAAUGUCAAGAAAAAAAAACGGCCCAGGGUGGUCUCCGCACCCCCCCCCCCACCCUCAUUCCCUCAUUUUCCUACCACCCUAUUGAAUCAGAUCUUGGUAAAAUGCCGCCCCUCAAUGUCAAGAAAAAAAAACGGCCCAGGGUGGUCUCCGCACCCCACCCCCCCACCCUCAUUCCCUCAUUUUCCUACCACCCUAUUGAAUCAGAUCUUGGUUAUGAAAGGGAAAUGCAGCUGAAACUAAAAUUCUUAGGACCUCUAUGAACCGAUAGAGGUUGAAUAUGCACUAGUCCUCUUACUCCUUCAUUUUCUCUCUCCCUCCCUCCCUCUCUCUCUCUCUCCCACUCGAUCUCUUUCUCUCUCUCUCUCUCUCUCUCUCUCUGUCUGUCAUGGACAAUUUUAAGUUUUCGAGGCUUGAGGGAAAUGAUUGGUAACACAAGGCAACGUAUUCAGUUCUCAUGCUAACGAUUGAACUGUUAAUUGUUCAAAAUUACCUGUUAGACUGGUGUCCGCUACGAUGAUUAUGUAACGGUAACGCCACGUUUGUAAAUUAUUAACUUUGAUACAGUAUUCACCUUUUGACAGCCGAUUAGAUUGGCAUUUGAAGUAUCAUAUUGUAAAAUACCUUCGUUCGAGCUUUUACUAAUCACUUUCCCCUCCAACAUACUACAGUCGUCCUAUUUAGCUCCAAUGUCGCCUUAACUCAGUGUUUCGCAACAUUUGGGUUUGCGGCCCCUCUAAGGGCUGAACGACCCUUACAUGGGGUUAACACACGCGUAAAUGAAGCAGAAAAAAAAAAAUGUAACGAUUGUUUGUUUACCACAACAUGAAGAACUGUGUUAAACAGUCGCGGAAUUAGGAAGUUUGUGAAUGGCUUAACUGGUGUAAAUACUAGGAAGACUUCUAUAAAAGAAGUCUGAAAACGUCGUUGUUAAACACUAUGUAGCCCAUGAGUGUAACGUGUAAACAGAGCGUGAAUAAAACUGAUCAUUGUUCCUGGCUUUAAAUACGAUUUUCUUUUGUUGUUCUUGUUGCUGUUGGAAUGCAGUGUUUGGUACGGUGCAAAGAAACAAACUUUACCAAAGUUUUGCUCUUGGAGGCUAUUAAAGUUUAUCAGCCUUAAAAAAACACUUUGGUAAGUCUCUAAUAAGUCUCUCUGACAGCUCGAUGAUGCUGUUAUACCAUUAAGUUCCGAGUAAGUUAAAUUGUGUGUGGGGGGGGGGGAGGUUUUGUGUGUGGGUCAUGGGGAAGUUAUCUGACAGUAAAUGAGGCUAAAUUUAUUAUAAUUACAUCUUCUGCUGAAUGAAAGCAUGGGAAGAAUAAAUGAAAAAGCAUUUAAUUACCCACUCCUCUUAUCUGAUAAAUAAUCAAUGUACAGAUCCAGCAAAGAGUUGCCUCUGAACAACCUGGAGACUGAAGUCCAAACCAAGAUAAUACGAAGAACAGAUAACCCAGUGUUCAAUGAGACCUUCAGAUUCCCAGUAGAUGGUCACGACAUCACGGAAUAUGCUGUCAGGUUUCUGGUCUGUGACCUGGACAAGUUCUCAAGACAUGUUGUAGUUGGUAAGUCUUCGAGCUUUGUUGUGGUUUGUAAGUCUUCAAGAUUUGUUGGAGUUGGUAAAUCUGCUAGACAUGCUGUAGUUGGUAGGUGUUCAAGACAUGCUGUAGUUGGUUAGUCUUCCAGACAUGUUAUAGUUGGUAAGUCUGCAAGACAUGCUGUAGUUGGUAAGUCUUCAAUACAUUUUGUAGUUGGUGAGUCUUCAAGAAAUGUUGUAGUUGGUAAGUGUUCAAGACAUGUUGUAGUGAGUAAGUUUUUAAGAAAUGUUGUGUUGGUAAGUAGCACCUUGCUAAUUAUUAUUGCUAAUUAUUAUUAUUUAGACAAGUUAACCCAUUUGGGCGGCACGUAGAUAAAUUGUGAAAUGAAAUUCUGAGUCAGGUCUUCACAUGCAUCUGUUUAAUCCGUCAAUAAUUACAAACACAAUAUUUGAAUAAAUGUCUAAUACAGCUGCAAUCAAACAACCAAUAAGAUAAAAAGUUAAUUAGUAAUCCUCAACUGACUAAAGAAUAUAAUAAUGAACUCAAAUUACAUAAAUGACUGCAGAUGAUCCAUUGACACAACUUUUACAUUGCACAUGCUUCCUAUCACUCCUUAAUCUUAGAUGCUUCGCCAAUAUGGCUGACAAAAUAGUCCCUUCUUUUCCUUUUGUAAAUUAUUAUUGGUAUCAAUACGCCACUACGUUAUUUCUGAGUGAGUUUUACUCUGUGGUCAACAAACACUGAAUGGCACGAUGGUGCAGAAAGUCUUCAAGACAGGUUGCUGUUUGUUAGUCUUCAGGGCAUGCUGUAGUGGGUAGGUCUUCAAAGCACGUAGUCGUAUUUUUUUUCUUGAUACUUGUAAAAGAUAAAUUAUUUUUCUUGAUUGCUGUUAAAGAUAAAUUAUUUUUUUCUGGAUAGGCGUUAAAGAUAAAUUAUAUUUCUUGAUAGCUCUUAAAGAUAAAUUAAUUUUCUUAAAAGUUGAUAAAGAUCAAGACAUUUUAUAAGUCAGCGUGUUGAUUCAUUCUGUUUUUGCCAUUAAAAAAAAAAAAAAAAAUUAAUAAUGAAAUAACUUCAACAUUAAGUUUGAUACCUUCACUUUGUCAUUAAAAAAAUAAUUGUUCAUUGUUUAGUAUUUCCGACGAUAAUUUAAAUGUAACUGCUCGACAUUUCUGCUUAAAGCAAAUGUUUGAAGUAGAAAUGUUAGUUCCAUGAAUUCUCAUUUAAUUUGGAGUCUGGAUGAUAUCAUUGUAAAAUUAAAAAGAUAUAUAUAACUCCACAAAUAUACAGUUUGACUGUAAUAAUUAAUUUGAUGGUCAAUAAAAAUAAAAUUGAAAAUAAUUAUAGGUUUAUAUUUUAAAACUGAUAAAUCGAUUACAAAAACUCAAUGACUCAGAUAUCAUAAAAAAUAUAUUAUUUUGUGUAACAAUAAUUAGAUCUAGUAUUAAGUUGUUUCUAACUGAUAACUUACUUUUAUUUAUACUCAACAGGUGAAACAAUAAAAGAUUUGUCUAAAAUGGAAAUAGUACCUGGGCAGGAGGUGUUAUUUAACGAUCUUUUGUCUGGGCCACAAGAGGUGGGAAUAAGCAAAUAAAUAUUUUUUUCGUAACAAAUUUUUUUUUCAAAUUGUUUGUAAAUAAACACACUUAAAGAAUCGUCCGCUGGGACGAACAUAUUAACAAUGUAUGUAAACAAGCAAACAAGACCCUAGGGUUCUUAAGGCGAAAUCUAAAGAUUGGCAACUCCUGUGUGAAAGAAAGAGCAUAUAAAGCCUUUGUCCGUCUGGUUUUAGAUUAUGCAUCUUCAGUCUGGGACCCAUUUACCCAGAAGAGCGUUGACAGGUUGGAGGCGGUCCAGCGACGAGCAGCACGCUUUGUCCUAAUCCGCUACAGGAAUACCUCUAGUGUUGGCCGCAUGUCUAUUGCCUCAAGCCUUCAAACCCCUAGUGCAUAAUUCCCUCACAAAGUGGCACUGGGAAACAGUGAAAUUUCCUCAUCAAUACCAGGAACAGAAACAUUGCAAAUCCCAUCUACAUCCAUAGGAGCCAAAAGGAUCAAUAAAUUGAUCGUGGGCCCUUAAGAUAUAGAAGAAGAAGAAGAAAUAAAAGCCCUAUAUGUUGGCCUAGUUGAUCGGGGUCCCUUAAGAUAUAGAAGAAGAAGAAGAAGAAAUAAAAGCCCUAUAUGUUGGCCUAGUUGAUCGGGCGCCCUUAAGAUAUAGAAGAAGAAGAAGAAAUAAAAGCCCUAUAUGUUGGCCUAGUUGAUCGGGGGCCCUUAAGAUAUAGAAGAAGAAGAAAAAAAAAGCCCUAUAUGUUGGCCUAGUUGAUCGGGGGCCCUUAAGAUAUAGAAGAAGAAGAAAUAAAAGCCCCAUAUGUUGGCCUAGUUGAUCGGGGGCCCUUAAGAUAUAGAAGAAGAAGAAAUAAAAGCCCUAUAUGUUGGUCUAGUUAAGAAUGCUGACCAAUGGAGAAUUACAGUGAUAAAUAUGACAUGUAUAACUAGAUCAUAAUUUUUAUUUGUGAAAUAAAGUUCAUCUCAUUUUAAUAUAUUAUGUAUACUUUUUUGGCUUUGGAUCAGCGGUUCCCAACCAGUGAGUCGCAACCACUUUUUGGCUUAACAAACCUUACACAGGGGUCGCCUAAGACCAUCGGGAAACACAUAUUUAUGAAGUAGCAAUGAAAAUAAUUUUAUGGUUGGGGGCGGGGGGUCACCACAGCAUGAGGAACUGUGUUAAAGGGUCGCGACAUUAGUAAGGCUGAGAACCACUGCUUUAGAUGAUCAGAAGGAGAGUGUGCCUAUAAAGUUAAAAGUAUGUUUGUUUUCUCUUCGGUUACAGGAGCAUGUAGGUGAGCUACAUGUGGCUCUCAUGUACCUGCCCACAGCAGAGAAACUCAGUGUCAUGGUCCUCAAUGCACGGAAUCUCAUACCUCUCGAGGGAGCCAAGAGAAGCAUUGGUCAGUUCAGAGAUCUUCGCUUGUUCUACUCUGUGUUUAUGAUUUUUCAAAUCUCAGCAUUUUCUAAAUAAACCAAUGGAUCAUGUCAAUCAUAGCCAUGCAUUUCCAUCACUUGAUUUAAUAAAAAGAUAAUUUUAUAAAUUUAAUUAAUUAGAAACUCAUUAUCUUUUUAAGAUACAAUCAAAUAAUUACAUUUUUUCACAUUGUGUCAACAUUAUAUCAGUGUUUUCUCAACAUUUUUUCAACAUUAAGUCAACAUUUGGUCAGCAUUGUAUUAAGAUUGUGUGAAAAUUUGUUCAGCGUUAUGUCAGUAUUGUGUCAGCUUUGUGUCAACAUUUUGUCAACAUGUAUCAACAUUGUGUCAUCAUUGUUUCAGUAAAUUUUUAUUUAUGUAAAUGUGCAUUAAUGCUGCCCCAAAUGAAAUAAUAUAUUUUGGUCUUGCCUAUCCCUCAGAAAUCCAUGCUAAAAUUACUCUUAUGUACGAUGGUCGUCCUCUGAAGAAGACAAAGACUACUGGGAAAGGAAGUGAGCUGAAUCCUGUAUUUAACGAAACCUUUGUAUUUGACGUACCUGCGUAUCAACUGGACAAAGUCUAUUUCAGCAUUGCCAUCAUUGGUGUCAACAAGGUAAAUGAACCUUUGUUUUUGAUGUACCAGCAUAUCAGCUGGAGCUGGGCAAAGUCUAGUUCAGCAUUGCGAUCAUUGGUGACAAGGUAAAUGACAUCUCGCAGAUUUUUUUCAACUGACCAAAAAACUGUAAAGUUGGUAGCGUUACAUUAAUAUCAUUGAAUUGGUCUUGAAACAAAGAAUGGAUCAAGUCAACAUCAAUUAUUUAAAUGUAUAAACUGUGCAUAUAAGUAUGUAUAGAUCGAAAGUAUGUAUUUAUACUCUUGAUCUUAUUUUACGUCCUGUCUUUAGGACAAAGAGGACGGACGCCAUUUACUGGGACGGUUGUACCUUGGUGUGAACUUUGACCCUGAUGCUAGAGCCCAGUGGCUGGAGAUGGUCAACAAUUCAAGAAAACAGGUGGGCUGCUGGCAUAAGCUUCAGAGUUGAUUGUAAAACAUUGACCAGUUCAAGUGGACAAAGGAAAGGGAAGCUCACCCAAUGACCAGUUGAAGUGGACAAGGGAAGGGGACGCUCUAAGUGUGUGAAAAUAUGAUUGAACCAAAUCAUUAAAGUGGGCUUAAAGUGACAGAAAUAAUUGCAAAGGAUUUUACUUACUUUAACACUCAAAAUGAUUAUAAUUUGAAGUAUUGUCUUAAUACAGUAGUUUAACACCUUUUUUUCCUCAUAAUCUUCACGGUCUCAAUAACCUGAUUAAUCAUCAUUGUCUUAGGAAUGCUUUUAAUAGAAAUGAUGAUUGCAAGGUUACAAGAUCUAAGUUUUUUCCACACUAUUUGUUUCCCCUCUUCCUGUUGUCUUUAACAAUUUUACUAAACUACCUAAACUACUGAGCAAAGUUUUGAGAUCAGAUUAAAAUGUAAAAAGAUAUAUAUUGUAGUUAAACAAGAUUACAUUAAUAAGUAAAAUUCUAACUCAACUAGGAAAGAUUCAAUUAAAUUAUUUAAAGCAAACAAUAAGUUUUGUUAACAUUUUAAAAGGAAAUAAUUUAAGAAAAAUAACUAUUAUGUUGGUAUGUUGAUGUCUCUUAGUGUUUGAAGCUUUGAGUUGCUUUUAAAAAUCUAAUUUCAUUUUGAUGAGUUUCAAGAUUAAUGAGACAAUACUUCUCAGGAAAUGGAACUUUUAAGUCCCAUAAACAAUCAUUUGUCCAUGAAUAGUAAAACAAAUUAAAUUUUUUCAAAAAGAAUAGAAGCCUUAAAUUUAACAAUUCAAACAAUAAAUUAAGUGUAAAAUAAUACAUUAUUAAAAAGUAACUUUAAUUCUAACCAUUUAUUUUUAGCACUAAUAUUUUUUCUCUGCAAUAUUUCCAUAAAUAAAAGGCAAAUUUUCGCCUUACCAUCUUAAAUUGCACAUUAUGUCAAGAAACAGGUAUUACAUUUUUGAAAUACCUAACAAAAGAUGUUUAUUUCUAUUGUAGAUUUGCACAACAAAUUUCUCUUAAAUUUUCAUUUUAAGAUGAACCUUUACCCAUUCCUUUUUUACACUGAUGAUUUUUACUUUGAAGAAUGCCUAAAUUUGAAUUUUUUGUUUUAAGCCUUUGUAAUAUUGUUACAUUUAAUAAGUUUCAAGAGACCAGAUUUCGCUUUUAAUGUAAAUGAUGAGAUUCUGAAACAAAUAAUAAAGAUGUAUAAGAAAAUGAACCAAAAAUCAAUUAAAAUAAAAAUGGUUACUUUAUCAUUAUUUUAUCAGACACAUAUUUGCUGAAAUCACUGUGAUUUUUUUUAAUGUAAAAAAUUUGACACCACUUUUAACUUUACUUGCAUUACCAUGUUCAAGCAUAGUUAAAAUUAUCACAUAAAUAUCUAUAAAUAUCUACUAUGUAUAGAGGGAAGAGGACUUGUUUGUGUAAUUAUAAUUCUAUAUGUGUUUAUGUGUGUACAUUUUAUAUGAAAUAUGUUGGAUGGACAUGAAGCUCGCGCUAUGAUGCUGUGAUAAAAUGUAAAUUUUAACACUUAGUUAACACUGGUUUUGGAUCAAUUGGGCUUUUGUUGGGUGUAGACUGUUGGGCUACUUGAUGUAUGUCAUGCACAUUUACAUUCGAAGUAACAUCACUAUAUAAAAUAACCAAGAUAUAAAACUUUUUUUUCAAACACUAUAUAAUAAUUGUUAAUGAAGAGAACCAAUAUUCCAUUAUAAAUCUUUACACUGAACAGUGGUUGAUUCUUAAAAAUUUAGAAACUGGUUAAUGAGAAGCAUGGGCUCAUUAACUGUAUAAAGUUACAUGUAUAAAGUUAUGUGACAUACAAAUGAUAUGAAUAUUUUUAUUUAAAUUAACCGGAGAACACCUGCUUGUAUAUAACUUUAAAAAAAUAGUUGUAGGUCUUUAGUAAUUCAUAAGGUCUAGAGCAAUUCAUAGGGUGAAGAGUUAUUCAUACGGUCUAGAGCAAUUCAUAGGGUGUAGAUUAAUUCAUAAGGUCUAAAGUGAUUCAUAAGUUCUAGAAUAAUUCACAAGGUCUAUAGUAAAUCAUAGGUCUAUAAUAAUUUAUAAGUUCUAUAGUAAUUCAUAAAUUAUAUAGUUAUUCAUAAGGUUUAUAGUAAUUCAUCAAUCAGAUAGUAAUUCAUAAGGUCUAUUGUAAUUUAUAAACUUUGUUACUGGAGCUGGUACUGUAAGAUAAAUGUUUUUAAAUUUAUUUUUUUGAGAAAUAUUUUCUUAAGUCGUCUUAUUAGUUUCAGAAUCAACAGAAAGUUAAUUUAAAUUCUAUUAUUAUAAACUGAAAUUUUAGUGCCAUUGCUAUUACUGAGACUUGAUUGGUUCUAAUUUCUAGAAAUAUAAUUUACUAAAAUAUAUAUUGUAGUGAAAUUAUGUUUAUCAAAAUAUGUCUUCAUUAUUAUUUUUUUUUUUUCCAGACAAUGAAAUAACUAAAUAUUUUGUUACCUUGGCAAGUUUAUAUUUAUCGUUUUCUUUAAAAUACAAUAUCUUUUGUUGACUUUUUCUUUUCAUGCUUUCAAUAGCAGAAACAUAGACAUACUAUUUACACAGACAUACACUUAAUGUCAUUAAAUAUGCCAGAAUCAUUCCAUGUACUCUACUUAUAGACCAACAAUGGACUUACUAUUUACACAGACUUACAAGUAAUGUUUUAAGCAUACCAGGGCUCUCUUUGUACCUAGAGACAUAGCCCAUUCUGUAAUCUACAGUGUGCAAGUUAUUAGGCAUUAUAAAAUGGACAUAAAUCCACACAAAUAGGGAAUAAUUAAUUAAGAAGAUUUUAUAAAUUUUGAAAAUAAAUAUGAUUUCAUUAAUUUAUGAGCAUGCAUAUAUUGCGACAAUUUUUACCAAAUGUACCAGUAUCUAUUGUUUUAUUUGCCUUUGAUGUAAUUAAUGCAUCAGCUGGGCUGUCAAUGUGGGAAUAUGGAAUUGUAAAUAGCCAAUGUUUUUUCUCAUGUUUUAACUUACACAUGUGCACAUAUUGAUUUGUAAAUGAAUAAAACCAACACAAAUUACUAGCAAUAAAAUAAAAAAGUUGUUUUUAGAGAUUGAA